Stegostoma tigrinum is the source of this 4318-nucleotide messenger RNA. Its product is annotated as E3 ubiquitin-protein ligase DZIP3-like. The record is from RefSeq and is a predicted model, not a curated record. The transcript has 32 exons. Bases 93 to 4307 code for a protein of 1404 amino acids. Gene Ontology annotation, molecular function: protein binding; zinc ion binding. Lineage: Eukaryota; Metazoa; Chordata; Chondrichthyes; Orectolobiformes; Stegostomatidae.
GGUUGGCUCCACCUGGUGGUUGGGUUGGACAAUACCGCAGCCGUGAGGUGUCAGUGUUUGCUCGAGAUGAUCAAAAAGAAGACUGCGUUAAGAUGGGUCCAGAGGCUGAAGAACAAGUAACUUGCUUAGAGAUGAAGAGUGACUAUGUUCAAGAACCAUCCAGAAAUGAUUCAUUAGACAUAAUCAAGAAGCUUGGCAUUGUCCAAUCAAUGAAUACGGAUGAAAAGAUUAAACAAUUUCAAAUAUUUCUCUCAACUGCUCUGAUAAACGAUCUGGUACGCCAGCUGAGUGAAGUGCAGUAUCUGUUUCUAUUACACUACUUUGUUAUGGCUCUUUGUUCUAGAGGCCAAGCACAGGAUCUAUCUGAAGCUGAAAAACAGAUUAUGGCAAUUAAGAAAAUGACAAAGGAGACCCCAGAAUGUCAAAGUUUUGUGUAUGUCGUGUAUCACACGCUUGGCUGUUUAUACUUCAAGCAAAAUAGAUUUGAAGACGCAAUGAAAUGGUUUCAGAAUUCAAAGCAAGAAUUUCAGGAUAACCCUCCAACUAUAGAAUGGACUGAUGUGGUGCUAAAAGCAGAAGAGAUUGAACCAAAACAUUUUGUAAUCAAAAUAAAUGAAUAUAUUGAAAUAUGUAAACAUGCUCCUAAUCCUGUAGCCAUCUGCCAAGAUGCAAAUUGUCAUGGAUAUUACAAAAGGCAAAUCUAUCCAUCUGACCCAGAUUACAAGGGCUAUAUAGAAUUUUGCUGUGACUCUUAUUGCUUGAUAUCAUAUCAUCUUACUUGCUGGAAAAGGUUAAAGGAGACUCGGUACCAUGGGAAAUCUAAUCAGCAUUUCUGCUCAAUGAAAUGUAUGAGCAGUGACUGUGAAGGUCUGAUUAUAAAAUGUGUAAUUCACCAAGCUUCAGGAAGUAUACAGACUGAGUUUGAGAUAAAAAUUUCAGACCAGUCAUCACAAAUUUCAACUGUAAAACAUGAAGAAAAGGCAGUAGAUACCCCAGAAGGAUCAAAUCAGUGUAAUGAACAGAAUGAGUAUGAGAAAGGAAGGAAAGAAAAAGAAACAGAUAUACCUCUGUCAACAGAUAAAUGUCGCUUGUUCCAUGAAAUCGCUAUGAAAAGAAAAUUGAUUGAAAGUGCAAUUGUUGAAACUGGAAAAAUACCUAAACUAAUAAUCAGUUGUAAUUUGGAAGAAGCAUUUGUGGAGAAAAACAGUGAAAUUACUGCAGAAAUGAUUGUAAACCAUGUUUUAGAGUGGAACUGCAAUUAUAAAAUCCGACAAUUUUUAAUGAUGUUUAAAUAUGAGAAUCUUUCUAAUCACCCAGAACUAAAGGAAUGGAUAACUUAUAUUUUGGAACUGGGUGAUCAGUGCAGCCUGUGCUUCCUGUAUAGCUACAAAAAUGUUAUAAUUCAGAUUCUUCAUGACAUGGAAAAUCUCCUCAACUUUGCUCAAAAGCUCCUUUCAAGAAAGGCCUUAAGUAAAGAAGAAAUAAAGGUACUAGCUGUAACCCCAUCUGAACAAAGACCAAACAUGCUGAUGGAACAAAUGACUAGUCACAAAGAUGUCUGGAAGAUGGGCGAGCUCGUGUUUGCCCUGGGCGAAGAACAAGAUCAGCUACCCAAACUGAAGCCUUUGUUUGAUGAAUUUAACCGAGAGUUUGAGAAAUUCAACAAAGGCCAUGUCCCUAGUUUUGGAACUAUAUUGCCUGCGGAUCCUCUUUCCCAGAACAUGGAUUAUACCUUAUUUUACCGUCUCCUUCAUCUACUAAUAAUAAAGGGAACUGAGGUCCUUUUACAGAUAUUUGAUCGGGCUGUACCACCUCAGAUACUGAAGAGGGAAUUACUGAAAAAUAAACGCAUUCUGGAGCCUUAUCACAAGGGCUCAUCUCGGUCUGUGCUUAACUCCGGUGAAUGGACCCUACUUUUCCCACCUGACAACGAACAGCCCGAUUCCAAGAGAUUUGACAUCACGUUACUGGCAUCACUUAUUAGACACCUAAAGAUCCUUCCUGCACCACGUGGUGGCUGGGAUGCUGAACCAUUGGCAAAUGAUCAGAGCAAAAGUGCAGCUGUAUUGCAUCUUUGGAACUUUCGAAACAAGCUUCUGUUUGAAACUCUGAACACCGGAAUUGAGGAACCUGAAUUUGCUAUUGAGUGGGACAGAAUCACAGAAGUCCUUGUAAGCCUAGGAGCAGAUCGUAAAUCAUUAAAGGAGCUUAAAAAUUGCCCUGUUGAAAAACUCUGGGAGGAUCACCAUCAACUGGCUGGUUAUCUGGGCAAACCUGUGGCCGAUGUCAUGCAGUUGCUGUUGUCAUUUUUCCAACAAGGAACACCAAUACAGACGAAAGGAGAAAUGUCAACAAACUCAACUGGCCUGCCUGCACUUACUGCUACACAAGAGACAAAAGAGCAAACAAUGGAGCCAGCAGACUUAAAGAAUGAUGAUGACUCGAUGGUAUCGAAAGCCAAAACUAAGUCUAAGAAGAAAAAGAAAAAGUCUAAAGGUAAAAAGGCUCAAACAAAUGAAGAUAAUCAGAAUAUAACUCAGGAUAUAACACCUCAUCAAUGUGAGACCCUAUCAAUUCCGGUGCAAGAGAACCAGGUGGAUGGUAGCAGAAGCAAGAAGCAAGUGGCAAAUUCCAGCUGUGAUGUGUCUACAUUUAGUGCCAGCGUAGCUGCCUCAUCACAACUUGCAUUUGGUACUAUGCCUAACAACAGUAAUGCUGGUCCCUUUCUAACAAGUCAUGACGUCAACAAACUUGAUGACUUCCCUGACCAAACUUACCAAAGUGACGGAGAGCUGGAUGACAUUGAAAAUACUCUCAUUGAUGAGGAGUCCACGGGUUCCUCAGUAUGUACCCCAUCAGAUUUGUAUUCCUCCUCAUCAGUAGGUGAUGGAGCCAUUAAUGUACAGCAGAACCUAUGGCAAAAUGUGAAAGAGAAAUCGGAAAUGAGACAGAAGUUACUUGCGUUACAAAAUGAAAACCAAACUCUCGUAAGGAAUUUAGACCAAUUAAUAACCAAGCUCAAGGAAGAGCAGCAACAAAGGAUCCGUGCAGAGAACCAGUAUUCAAGACUCCAAGAACGUUAUCAGCUAGAAAUAUCUAGGGUGAACCAGCAACUUCAGAGCAAGGAUGAAGAAAUAAAGAAAAUUACAACGCAGUUUGCAAAUGAACGAACAUUGUGGAAUAAAGACAAAGCAAAGCUAGAAGAUAUAAGCGCAAAAAACAUUACAAAGCUGGUAGAGGCAACAAAGCGAGCAGUAGCCGCUGAGAUUUUGUUCUUGGAAUGCCGUAGGGAUAAUGGCCUAUUCCAGUUGCAACAGGCUGAGCAAGACAGUUCAGUUCGGCUCAGGACAGCAGAAGAAAAUCUGACGGGGAAUCCUGAGUCUGCUCACUUACAUGCGACAGUUGAUGGCUGGCAAGCAAUUGUAGCUGAUAUAAGAAACAAAAUUGAUUUUACGAAGAACCAGUUUGAUGAACAGAUAAACUUGGUGAAGAGUGGAACGAAAUUGAGCAUGCUUCCAAAGAUUAAAAUUCCACCGCCACCUCCACACCCUGAUGCAGUUAUGAAGCAUUUUCUGGAACAGCAUUUGCAAGCGAAAGCCAGCGAUGUGCUGACAGGAUUCGGGCCCUCGAAGUCUUCGAGUGGAACACUGACAAAUGUCACAGGGCAGGCUGAAGCUUCGGCAGCUGCAUAUGAACAGGUUCGAGGGACUAUCCCGAUAUCUGAACAAACCGCAUCCCAGCAAUUUUUACCUGCUACCAAAGGAUCAACAGGGCUAACAGCAACACUGGGAGGAACCCGUGGAAAGAACAGUUUUGAGAGAAUAAUGGAGAGGCUUUCAACGUCGUAUCCCCAUUUUACCAGGGGGUCAUUAACUGAUUUCUUGAAAGAAGUAAGGCUGUCCAAUGGUGGAUCCCUUUCAGGAUUAUCCUAUGAUGAAAUUGUCAAUAAAGUAGCACAGUUGGUUGAAUCAAAACUCUCUGAGAGCAGCAACAGUGGUCAAAAUCAGCCCCCUAAUCAAUUUGCUUGGAGUUCGUCUAGGCAGCAGGAAUUUAACUCAUGGGAAGGAGCCAGGGCAAUGACCGAGGAACAAGACCCUUGUGUGAUCUGUCAUGAAGAACUUACUGUAGAGUCCAUGCUGGUUUUACCAUGUGCCCACAAGUUCCACUCCCAGUGCAUCGAAUCAUGGCUGAAUGAGCAAAGGACGUGUCCAACUUGCAGACUUCACGUUGUGCUACCACAAGAAUUCCCAGGUCUCCCCAGCAGAAAGGUUCCUCAUUAUGCACAGUUCAGAAACAGGAAUAAAUGAAAUUUACCCAA